This is a messenger RNA of Penicillium antarcticum, 1770 nucleotides long. RefSeq lists its product as uncharacterized. The record is from RefSeq and is a predicted model, not a curated record. The transcript has 5 exons. Gene Ontology annotation, molecular function: transmembrane transporter activity. NCBI's taxonomy places the organism in Eukaryota, Fungi, Ascomycota, Eurotiomycetes, Eurotiales, Aspergillaceae. Gene Ontology annotation, biological process: transmembrane transport. The coding region runs from base 1 to 1770 and encodes 589 amino acids.
AUGGAAAAGGCGACUGCUGUUGACCAGGUCACAGCGACCAGUGGCAUUAAUCGUGAUGCCGAAAGAGCGAUGGAGUUGAACGAGGGUGUCAAUCACCCCUCUGAUGAUAAGGCCAGUCUUUCUGAUGCAGACUUAGCCGAGUUUCAGGGUGGUGUCCAGCGAGUGAGAGCAAUCACUGCCUCAUGGGACAAAAAGACACUCAUUCUCAUGUUCAUUCUACUCUACCUCGUGUCAUUCGUAGAUGCGAUGUUGUCCUCUGUCCAGAGUUCUCUGAACCCCUAUAUUACUUCUUCAUUCGACAGUCACGGCCUGCUCCCGGUUGUCAGCGUGGUUUCCACCAUUCUGGGCGGUUCUUCCAAAUUGACUCUGGCCAAGAUCAUUGACAUCUGGGGUCGUGUGGAAGGAUUCUUGUUCAUGCUCCUCAUAAUCGUUAUCGGUCUGAUCAUGAAGGCUACAUGUACAAGCAUGGAGAUGUAUACCGCCGCACAUACUCUAUACUGGGUCGGCCACAUCGGUCUUACUUACGUCGUUGAGAUCAUGUUGGCCGAUAUGACCACUCUCAGGAACCGUAUGAUUAUGCUCGGUAUCAACGGCACGCCCGGUAUUGCUACCACCUUUGCCGGCCCGAAGGUCGCAGCUCUGUUCUAUGCUAACCUCAACUUCCGCUGGGCGUUCGGAGCCUUCUGUAUCAUCCUAGUUGGAGUUUGUAUUCCUGUAGCCGUUGUGAUGCUAUGGAUGCAGCGCAAGGCCGAGAAAAACGGCAUGUUGGAAAAAGAGCAUUCCGGGCGCUCGUGGUGGCAAUCGAUUGCCUAUUACUUUGUUCAAUUUGAUGUGAUUGGAAUCAUCUUGAUCACUGCAGCGUUUUCUCUGAUUCUCCUCCCCUUCAGCAUCAAUUCUUAUGCCCCCAAGGGCUGGGCCAGUGGAUAUAUCAUUACCAUGGAAGUUAUCGGUGUGGUUUGUAUUCCCGCAUUCUACGUUUGGGAGCGAUACUUCUCGCCGGUGCAGUUCCUCCCUUGGAAGUACCUGAAGGAGCCAACAAUCAUUGGCUCAUCGCUCCUGUACGGUGUUAUGUUCAUCUCAACCUUUACAUGGAAUACAUACUUCAGUUCUUAUCUCCAAGUUGUCAACAGACUGGACAUCACCACAGCCAAUUACGUGCUGAAUGCUUACUCCCUGACAUCCUUCAUCUUCAGUCCUAUCUUCGGCCUGGUGAUUCGCUACACUGGAGAAUUCCGAUGGACAGCAAUGGCAGGAAUUCCAAUCUUCCUCCUUGGUACCGCCCUCUUGAUCCCCUACCGCCAACCAGGAACCGACGUCGGCACCCUCACAAUGACACAAAUUCUCGUCGGAUUGGGCUCCUGUAUGUUCACUGUCUGUGGGCAGAUCGCCAUUAUGGCUACUGUAACUCACCAGGAAGUGGCGGUUGUAAUGGCCAUCUGGGGCCUGUUCGGUUCGAUCGGUGCAGCCGUCGGUUCUGCAAUUGCCGGUGGAAUGUGGAACAACAUGUUGGAGGGCGAACUUUACAACCGUCUCCCGGCCGACAGCAAGAGCAAGGCCGCGAGCAUCUACCACGACUUGGUGACACAGAUGUCGUAUGCAGACGGAACUCCCGAGCACACUGCUAUUGUUGGUGCCUACGGUGAUGUCCAGAGAAAGAUGGUUAUUGUUGGAGUUUGUAUCACUCCUCUUUGCAUUCUUUGCACUUGGUUCUGGCGCAAUGUCAAUGUCAAGAAGCUGUUCAAGGAGCAGACUUCUGGAACCAUCUGGUAG